AUGUUCUACAGUCUAAAAACUCGAAGGAAGACCGCAGUAAAAGCUGAACCUCAGCCAUCAUCAUCAUCAUCACAGUUGGUGAACCGUUCUUGUCGUUUGACGAGCAAGAAGUCUCUUGAUGGAGAAAUGGACCACGAAAAUGUUGCUCAAGAAGCUAAGACUAACAAUGUCAAGUUUGAAAAAACUCCUGCAACACGGAGCACACGGAAAGCUCUAGGAAGUUCUUGUAGCAGCAAAUUUCAGGAGAGUAAGAAGAAUGAAUUGAUUCGGUCGGUGUACAGCACACGGAGAUCAACCAGGCUAUUAGAGAAAUGUAUGGCUGACCUGAGUUUGAAGACUACAGAAAACUUGGAUAAACCUGAGAAGAAUUAA
This is a messenger RNA of Eruca vesicaria subsp. sativa (arugula), 372 nucleotides long. NCBI's taxonomy places the organism in Eukaryota, Viridiplantae, Streptophyta, Magnoliopsida, Brassicales, Brassicaceae. The record is from the annotation of a GenBank genome assembly.